GUCGGUGUUUUCAAUUGCGGAGCUCAUCGGCACUUUGUAUGUGAGGUGUCCUCGAAGCGACUUGGCUUGCGCUCAACCCUCUGCACCAACCCACAAAGUUGUGAAUUCGAAAAGACGGAGCGUUGGUCUUCGACGUACAGCCAAGCUGCCUCCACGACAACCGUGCUCGCAGACCAGCCGCACACAAUGGCACCGCAAGAGUCAACACUGGGGGCCCGCCAAGUAAUCCAGGCGCCGCUGCCCAACCCCUCCCUCUCAGCAACCGCAGACCACAAGCUCAAGACCGGCGAGGCUCCCGUGUACGCCCCGGGCCCCGGCGAGGUGCUGCUGCACAUCAAGGCGACAGGGAUCUGCGGCUCGGACGUGCACUUCUGGAAAACCGGCGCGAUUGGCUCGCUCGUGUUCGAGGGCGACUGCAUCCUCGGCCACGAGGGCGCGGGCGUGGUCGUCAGGUGCGGCGAUGGCGUGACGGACCUGAAGCCCGGAGACAGGGUCGCCGUCGAGCCCGGCGUGCCAUGUGAGAAGUGCUUCCUGUGCCAGAUGGGCAAAUAUAACCUGUGCGAGGACGUUGCGUUCGCGGGUGUCUAUCCAUACGACGGGACACUGCAGCGGUACAAGGUGCACCCUGCCAGGUGGCUGCACAAACUCCCGGAUAACAUGAGCUUCCAAGAUGGUGCACUUCUCGAACCUCUGAGCGUCGUUCUCUCGGGCCUGCGGGUUGCUGAGCUGACCCUUGGUCGCGGAGCUGUCAUCUGUGGCGCAGGGCCCAUUGGGCUCACUGGGCUCCUCGCAGCCAGAGCCUCGGGGGCUCACCCGCUCGUCGUGACGGACAUCGAGCCCAAGCGCCUCGCUUUCGCCAAGGAACUCGUCCCGUCUUGUCUCACUUACCAAAUCGACCCGUCUCUGGAUGCCCGUGGAAACGCGAGGGGUAUCAGAAAGCUCUUUGGUGCCCGGGGCGGCGAGGGAGAGGAAGGAGACGAAUACUUCGCGCCACCGUGCGUCAUCGAGUGCACCGGCGUUGAGUCAAGUGUCAUUACCGCUGCUUUCACCGUAAGGAGAGGUGGUCGCGUUGUCGUGGUCGGUGUUGGAAAGAACAUCAUGAACAAUCUGCCGUUCAUGCACCUAUCUUUGGCCGAGAUCGAUCUCAGAUUUAUCAACAGGUACACUGAUACUUGGCCGGCCGGAAUUUCAUGCAUGAGUGGUGGAAUAAUUGACAUGAAGAAGCUUGUCACUCACGUGUAUCCACUUGAGAAAGCUGCGGAAGGCCUUACGUUUUCUUCGGAUCCUCGUAAUGGCAGCAUCAAAGUCCACAUUCUGGAUGAGUCGGAAACGGUGUUCUUCUAA
Diaporthe batatas is the source of this 1344-nucleotide messenger RNA. RefSeq lists its product as uncharacterized. NCBI's taxonomy places the organism in Eukaryota, Fungi, Ascomycota, Sordariomycetes, Diaporthales, Diaporthaceae. Gene Ontology annotation, molecular function: zinc ion binding; L-iditol 2-dehydrogenase (NAD+) activity. Bases 187 to 1344 code for a protein of 385 amino acids. Gene Ontology annotation, biological process: D-sorbitol catabolic process. The record is from RefSeq and is a predicted model, not a curated record. The transcript is spliced from 3 exons.